This is a messenger RNA of Brassica napus (rape), 885 nucleotides long. RefSeq lists its product as uncharacterized. The coding region runs from base 354 to 641 and encodes 95 amino acids. NCBI's taxonomy places the organism in Eukaryota, Viridiplantae, Streptophyta, Magnoliopsida, Brassicales, Brassicaceae. The record is from RefSeq and is a predicted model, not a curated record. The transcript has a single exon.
UAACAUGCAAAAUGCUUAACUCUAGACUUUGUAGCAUAACUCAGGUACCAAAAAUACCCUUGAACAAACACUUUUUCUUACAUAAAAAAGUGUUGGGUGUAUAACUAACCGAAAUAAAGAAUCUUUUUUAAAAAAUGUGUAGCUGUGGAAUUCCAACUAAGAUUUGACAUAGAAAUCAAAUGGGAGAAACAAUACCAAAGAGAAGUUUAGAUUUCUUGUAUAAAGAAAUAAAUAUAUAAAAGAAGAAAAUGGAAGGUAAACAAAUCUAAAAUCAAAUAGUAAUAAACAAGAAAACCAUAUUCUUCAUCUUUACAAGAUAUCCACAUAACAAAGAAGCAAAGAAUAGAGCAUCAAUGGAAGGUUUAAUACCAGCGGUGUAUAGGGCCGUGAAGAAGAACCUUACUCGCCGUCGCUACGAGCGUAUCUCCUCCACCACAACUCGUGAGUCUUAUCACAACGAAAUGAACGUGGACGGUCACCAUCGACGUCGCUGGUCUGUUGGAGAUAACCCAUCAUUAUCAAGCUGGGAAACAAAAAGAGACGGCGGAGGUACGGAGAAGAAGAGUUGUUCUCCGUCGCGUGAAGGUCAGCUCGUGAGGUUUAAGAGCCAUCGUUUGUUUUCUUGCUUCACAGGUCAAUAGUAUACUUAACAAAUUCAAGAAAAUAGGAUAUAUGAAUGUUUUUCGUGUUUGGUUAACUUAUGAUAUGGAUCAUGUACGUACUAGUGAUCAUGGUGAUGAUCUUCUCAUGUCGUAAAGUUUACAGUAUGGGGGGUUUGUUGUGAAAAUGUAUAUUUGAUGGGUCCUAAACGAGAAAAAGAAAACUUGUAUGGGUCAAAGUGUCAAAAUAUCUAUAAUCCAAAGAAGGCAAUGCGCCUUUAGUUCU